Phytophthora nicotianae INRA-310 is the source of this 1008-nucleotide messenger RNA. RefSeq lists its product as hypothetical. NCBI's taxonomy places the organism in Eukaryota, Oomycota, Peronosporomycetes, Peronosporales, Peronosporaceae. The transcript is spliced from 5 exons. The coding region runs from base 1 to 1008 and encodes 335 amino acids. The record is from RefSeq and is a predicted model, not a curated record.
AUGGAGGUUAUUGGUGUGGGGAUCGCAGUCAUCGACGUGAUACAUGACGUGGCGGCGUACCCGGAAGAAGACUCGAAGAUCCGGUCGUUGGCGAGUCGUAAGUGCAGAGGGGGGAACGUCGCAAAUGCGCUGGUUGUGUGCUCACAACUAGGAGGUCGAUGCCGCUGGCUGGGCGUGUCGACAGACCCCGAUAAGGACAGUGAUGCAGCGUUUGUCCACAAUGACCUCGCUGCUUUCGGUGUGGAUUGCUCGCUUGCGAGCAUUGAGCCUCAAGGGAGCAUGCCAAUUUCGUACAUCCUUUCAAGUCGUUCGACGGGAUCCCGUACCAUUGUCCACUCUCGAAACCUAGUCGAGCUGAGCGACGAGGCGUUUGUGAAGCAAUUAACGCUGUAUCGCGAAGAAAUUCAAGAGGAUGCAAGCAAACCGGUAUGGUUUCAUUUCGAGGGCAGAAACUUGGAUGCAACGGAGAAGAUGAUGCUUCAUGUACGCAAAGAGAUGCCUGCGGCGCCAAUCUCCGUUGAGAUUGAAGCACUGCGCAAUGACUGGGACUCAGCAAUGAAGCUCAUUUCGCUGGCGGAUUACACAUUCAUUUCCAAGGACUAUAUCCGUGAAAAGCUUGCCUUUCAAAGUGCAGAACAAUUUCUCGAGGCUGUAAUGAUGAAGAAAUGGGGUACCGAGCUGAUACACCAUGCUAAAGCACUCAUCUGCCCAUGGGGAGCCGAAGGUGUCUACUUUCUGGAUGUGCCAGAGUCGGCGACGCAUCACUUACCCACUCCUCAUCUUGACAACGUGGUUGAGACGAUCGGGGCAGGUGAUUCUUUCAUCGGAGCGAGCCUCGCUGGAUUAUCGUGCGGAAAGGUACCGCUGGAAGAAGUGUUGAAGACGGCGUGUGAAGUGGCAAGUGCUAAAUGCUUGAAACAAGGUUUCAUCUUGUCUUUGGAAGAACAAACAAAAUGGCAAAAGAAAUUCAACUGUGGAAAAGGAGGUGUUGGCGCAAACGCAGCUUAA